Messenger RNA from Capronia coronata CBS 617.96, 1056 nucleotides. RefSeq names its product deoxyhypusine synthase. Lineage: Eukaryota; Fungi; Ascomycota; Eurotiomycetes; Chaetothyriales; Herpotrichiellaceae. Gene Ontology annotation, cellular component: cytoplasm. Bases 1 to 1056 code for a protein of 351 amino acids. The record is from RefSeq and is a predicted model, not a curated record. The transcript is spliced from 3 exons. Gene Ontology annotation, biological process: peptidyl-hypusine biosynthetic process. Gene Ontology annotation, molecular function: deoxyhypusine synthase activity.
AUGGGUUCUGCACCGCCGACGAAAGCCACCGAGGCCGUCCUGGUUCCCUCGGAGCCUGUCGCAGAGGACGCCAAGCAGGUCAAGGGCAUAGAUUGGUUGUCCCUACCAGCGGAACAACGAAGCAUCAUCUCCGAUUUUGUCGAGCAGCUCACGCAGCAAGGCUUCCAGUCUAGCUCAAUAGGCGAUGCCAUACGUAUCAUCAAUGACAUGAGAUCAUGGCGAGACCCGGAGACAGGUGAGAAGACGACCAUCUUCUUGGGUUACACGUCGAACAUGAUUUCUUCGGGCCUGCGCGACACGUUUCGCUAUCUCGUACAGCACCGCCACGUGGCCGCAAUUGUCACGACGGCGGGCGGUGUUGAGGAAGACUUCAUCAAAUGUCUGGCUCCCACGUAUUUGGGUUCCUUCUCCGCAUCGGGAGCUGCAUUACGGGCCAAAGGACUGAAUCGCAUUGGCAACCUGGUCGUUCCCAACAACAACUACUGCGCCUUCGAAGAUUGGCUCAUUCCCAUUCUCGACAAAAUGCUGGCCGAGCAAGAGGAAGAGUAUACCCGUACCGGAGAACGAUUUCUGUGGACUCCCAGUAGAAUCAUUCAUCGACUGGGCAAAGAAAUCAACGACGAAUCGUCGGUGUAUUAUUGGGCGUACAAAAAUGAUAUCCCGGUCUUUUGUCCCGCCUUGACCGACGGCAGUUUGGGCGACAUGAUCUAUUUCCAUUCUUUCAAAGCCUCACCACUGCAUCUUGGGAUCGACAUUGCCAGGGACAUUCGAAAAAUCAACACGAUUGCGGUGCGAGCGAAAAGGGCAGGUAUGAUCAUCCUAGGCGGUGGCGUGGUGAAGCAUCACAUUGCAAAUGCGUGCCUCAUGCGGAAUGGCGCCGAAAGUGCGGUGUAUAUCAAUACGGCACAGGAAUUUGACGGUAGCGAUGCCGGCGCCAGACCAGACGAGGCCGUCAGUUGGGGCAAGAUCAAGGUAGACGGGGAAAGCGUCAAGGUCUACGUGGAAGCUACCGUAGCUUUUCCUCUGAUUGUGGCAAGCACUUUUGCUAGGCCGUAG